Messenger RNA from Suillus fuscotomentosus, 1444 nucleotides. RefSeq lists its product as uncharacterized. The record is from RefSeq and is a predicted model, not a curated record. The transcript has a single exon. Bases 168 to 1229 code for a protein of 353 amino acids. Gene Ontology annotation, molecular function: protein-folding chaperone binding. NCBI's taxonomy places the organism in Eukaryota, Fungi, Basidiomycota, Agaricomycetes, Boletales, Suillaceae.
CGUCACUAUUCACCGUGGCGCGCCUUUCUGAGCGACAGAAAUUACAGAAUAGUGGACGCCUCUGCUCACAAAGGGAUUAGUAGUCCACAAGUCCACAUCAUCCAGACAUAUAAAUUCAGCAUCCAACAUGCAAUCUCUCAUAAACUCAUCCCAAUCCCAAAUUCACAAUGUCCUUCACCACUUAUCCCUGUUCCCACUACCGCCCGCUCCCCUUCCCUCUUAACGACACCCAGUUCCCGUUCGACGGUGACAGCGCCCAUAAGAAGGUUGAAAUCCAACAAGCUAACCGUGCUAUCCGCAAUCAGGCUGUUUGUGAACAUGAGUGGCACGAUCUUGCUGUUUUCCAGGCUCACCUCGAAGAGCAACGACUCCUCGCUCGACGCCGCCGUUUAGAUGCUGAGAACUUCUUUGCAGGGACCACCAAUCCUAGAUGUUCUCACAGGUUCAAUAACUCGGCUUCGUGUGACUUACUACAACCCAAGGUCUCUGGCUCGGACGAGCCCUCGCUCAAGGACAUGAUCUCUUCACAUCUCGAGGAACAGCGCCGUCUUUUGGCAGAGCACCGGUCCGAAGUGCGCGAUGUGCUCCAGGCGAUUCUUACCCACCUCUCUAAAGGCACUACGAUCAAAGCUCCUAUCGAACGCGAUCCCGUAUCAUCAUCAGUCAAUGUCAACGAGAAGGGACCCGUACUUUUGCAAGAGGGAAAAGGAGAAGCCAGGGAGAUCUCUGACUCUGACACCCAAGAAGAGUCUGCUGCGUGGCCAGCACAGGUCGCCUCCUCCCUCUCCCAGAUCUCUUCCCUCUCCACCCGUCUCGAGAGCCUCCUCGCUGCCUUCCAGUUCCCUGCUGAGCUCGAUUUCUCUCCAGCCCUCGACACCGCUGGUGUAUUUGCAUUGACUUAUACCCCGGCCAAUGCACCUGUUCGCGCUCAGGAGCAUGCGCUUUCGUUGCUCUUCGCAGACUUGGACAACAUUCCAAGCUUUGGGUCAGGCGUAGUGAGGAAUGCAAGGCGUGCGGUCGUGACUCGUGUGGAUCAAGCGCUUAAAGAGCUUGAUAAAGGUGUGGAGGAGCGUAAGGGCCGUGCUCGUGCUAAGAAGGCCGACCCCGUUACAAUGCCUAUUAAGCAGCCUACUCGCCCAAAUUAUGCUGAUUCCUCGGAGCCCGGGAACGUUACCUCUGCAAAUGUUGCGCUCGCUCAAGUCUCCGUUGUAGACGAAGUUCCCAUUUAGACCUGCAGUUCCAAUCGCCGCCUGAUAUCAUUCAAGUUCUCUUGUGCCUCGGUAUUUUCUUUACAUUUCACUCAUGUUCUAUGUCUCGGAUCUUAUCCUUGUACAUACUAUAUAUUAGUUUAUGAUUACUGUACUCUGGUCAGUAUAUGUAACGAGUCAGACCAAGUUGCCAAUAUUGCAAUGUAUGUAUUUUGUACAAUAUUGUCGAUGAGCUG